UUGUUUAGUGUCUCUAAGUUUAAAAUUUUGAAUAAUAAUAAUAUAUUUUUCAUACAAUGAGUAAAGUGUAUGAACAUCCUUUAGCUAAUAAUCAAGCUAUUAAAAAUUUUCAAAAAUAUUUACAAAUAAAAUCAGUUCAGCCAAAUCCAGACUAUGGGUCGUGUGUUGACUUUCUUACUGAACAAGCAAAAGAACUUGGUUUACCCAUAAAAAUUUAUGAAUUUGUCAAAGGAAAACCCAUUGUUGUGAUUUCAUGGACAGGAAUAAAUCCCGAUCUUCCCAGCAUUAUUUUAAAUGGUCAUAUGGAUGUUGUACCAGUUGUAGAGAGUGAAUGGAAGUAUGACCCUUUUGCUGCAGAAAUUGAUAAAAAUGGUAAUAUAUAUGCUCGGGGUGCUCAAGAUAUGAAAUGUGUUAGUAUCCAAUAUUUAGAAGCAAUUCGAUACUUAAAGCAAAAUGGUGUGAAAUUACGCCGAACUGUACAUAUAUCAUUUGUCCCAGACGAAGAAAUUUUUAGCGCUGAUGGAAUGGCACUUUUUGCAAAAUCACAAGAAUUUAAAGAUUUAAAUGUUGGCUUUGGGUUAGAUGAAUGUGGACCAACACCUAACAAUGAGUACGUAGUGACAAAUGGUGAACGAGUUAGCUGGACAUUGGAAAUUGUUUGCCAUGGUAAUACUGGUCACGGUUUAAUGCUGAUACCAAAUACCGCUGCAGAAAAAGUACAAUACUUAUUAAAUAAGUUUCUUGGAUACAGAGAAGAAUCAAGAAAAAAAAUGAAACAUCAUCUUUAUGAUUUGGGAAAUGUAACCUCAGUGAAUUUAACAAACAUUGAAGGUGGAGUUCAAUCAAAUGUCAUACCAUCAAAAAUUACAAUGUUAUUCGAUUGCCGUGUAACUCCAAAUGAUGCGGUGAUAUUUGACGCACUAGUUAAACAAUGGUGUCAAGAAGCUGGUGGUGAUUCAGUUACGUAUAAAUACAUAUGCAAAGAUCCUGUUCUUCCAGUCACUAAAACUGAUGAUUCAAAUCCAUUUUGGAAAGCUUUUGAAAAUAUUUUUAAAAAAAGAAACAAUAAACUGUUUGUUGGUAUUUUACCUGGAGCUUCAGAUGCGCGAUUUUUAAGAGAAAUUGGUAUUCCAGUACUUGGUAUGUCUCCUAUGCCAGAAACACCAUUUUUAUUACAUAAUCAUAACGAAUUUCUUAACGCACAAACAUUUCUAGAUGGAAUAGAGAUUUAUAAAGAACUUAUAUCAGCAAUAGCAAACGUGGAAUAAAGAGAUGUUUUACAUGUUUUAAAUGAAUCCUGAAGUAUAAUGCACUAAAUGCUAGAUUCUAAGAAUAUAAUUCCGAAAUGGUUGUGACCGUAAAAUGAAAAUUAAUUAUAAA
Chrysoperla carnea is the source of this 1380-nucleotide messenger RNA. Its product is annotated as aminoacylase-1-like. The coding region runs from base 57 to 1268 and encodes 403 amino acids. NCBI's taxonomy places the organism in Eukaryota, Metazoa, Arthropoda, Insecta, Neuroptera, Chrysopidae. The record is from RefSeq and is a predicted model, not a curated record. The transcript is spliced from 8 exons. Gene Ontology annotation, molecular function: aminoacylase activity. Gene Ontology annotation, cellular component: cytoplasm. Gene Ontology annotation, biological process: amino acid metabolic process.